GUCAUUGCUUUUUUCGAGGGCCAUUUUGCAAAUUGCACUUCCCAAAUUCUCUUUACCUUCUCCGACGACGGGAAGCGCCUGAAAUACCAAACAUCAUACAAUCGGAUUUCGAAAAACCCUAAUUCAGCGAAAGUGAGAUCGUCAACUAACCGGGGACUAUGAAGGGAAAUUGGUCGAUCGUCCGUCAGAUUCUUCACCGCCGGUUCUCCACUCUCCGGUCCUCGACACCAUCGUCGCGAUUAUCCACUUCCGUCCGACCGCUUGUUCUGGCCCCAAACUCGAUGUCGUCGCUGAUCGCUAAAAACUCGUUGUUUACUGCCUCCACCAUUGGUCCAUCCAUACAUUUUAACUUCUCCAACACUUCGCUUCCUCGCCGGAGAAGCUUCGGUUCUGAAGCUGGAGGUGAAAAUGGUGUUGUUAUAGUGAAAUCAGAGGAAGAGUUCAUCAAUGCAAUGGGCAAAGCUCAAGAUGGAUCCUUACCGUCGAUCUUCUAUUUCACUGCCGCCUGGUGUGGACCAUGCAGGUUUAUCUCUCCUGUAAUUGUGGAGCUUAGUAAACAGUAUCCCGAUGUAACUACGUAUAAAGUCGACAUUGAUGAGGGUGGGAUUUCGAACACUAUCAGCAAGUUGAAUAUCACGUCUGUGCCAACACUGCAUUUCUUCAAAGGAGGCUCGAAGAAAGGCGAGGUUGUGGGUGCAGAUGUCACGAAGCUGAAGAAUCUCAUGGAACAGCUCUACAAGUGAAGACCCAAUCUGUUCUAGUAAUGAACGUGUUGAAUAGUUGCAGGAUAGUUUGAGACUGUCCAAUCAAAUCAAGGUUAAAAUUUUCUUGCUUCCUUUUUCAACAAUCAGGCUUAUGUAGUUUUCUCCAAAUAAUGAUGAGAUGCUUCAUAUGAUUUAACCGAGGAUCUGAAGGUCGGUAUGCAAAAUACAAUCCUCUGAAUUUAUAUAAUGGUAGAUAUAACAAUCAAAUACA
Arabidopsis lyrata subsp. lyrata is the source of this 975-nucleotide messenger RNA. RefSeq names its product thioredoxin O1, mitochondrial. The coding region runs from base 159 to 743 and encodes 194 amino acids. The transcript is spliced from 6 exons. Lineage: Eukaryota; Viridiplantae; Streptophyta; Magnoliopsida; Brassicales; Brassicaceae. The record is from RefSeq and is a predicted model, not a curated record.